This is a messenger RNA of Empidonax traillii (willow flycatcher), 6391 nucleotides long. RefSeq names its product chromosome unknown C14orf132 homolog (gene CUNH14orf132). The transcript is spliced from 2 exons. Lineage: Eukaryota; Metazoa; Chordata; Aves; Passeriformes; Tyrannidae. The record is from RefSeq and is a predicted model, not a curated record. The coding region runs from base 103 to 354 and encodes 83 amino acids.
GUGCCGCGCCCCCGCGCCCCGCCCGCCCCCGGCAGCAGCGGCAGCGGCAGCGGCAGCCUCAGCACCUCCGCCAGCUCCGCCAGCAGCUCCAGCGGCAGCACCAUGGACCUCUCCUUCAUGGCCGCGCAGCUUCCAGUUAUGGGAGGAGCCUUUAUGGACUCACCCAACGAGGACUUUAGUACAGAGUACUCCUUGUUUAACUCAUCAGCCAACGUCCAUGCAGCUUCGUCCAUGCAGAAUCCACCAGAGGAGACAUCCCGUUCUUCAAAUGAUGCCAUAUUGUUAUGGAUUGCAAUAAUAGCAACAAUUGGAAAUAUUGUGGUUGUGGGAGUGGUGUAUGCCUUCACCUUUUAGGAUGACUGUCACUAUAAACACUGGAAGAGAGGAAAACUUCAACAGUAUUUGUCAUGUGUAUGUAUGUAUGUGUGUAUAUAUACAUGUAUAUCAAUAUAAAUACAUAUAGGUAGGGACUUUGUUGAUUAAGUGCUGCCACAGUUAUGAAAAAGAAAUGAAAAUUAAUCAUGUUAAAUCUUGAUGGCAGAAAGUUUGGAUGCAAGUUGUGUGGAAGUGAGAGCUUUAAUUAAAGAGCCAAUAUCGGUUUUGUAUAGAAAUGUAAUAAAAGAGAGAUCAACUUGAGUAUAGUCAAUACAGAGAAAGUGAUAUUUAUUUAGAAAAUGCUUAUUUUCUACUGUAGAUUUUUCUAGCAGCUCUUCUGCCCUUUGUCAACUCUUUCUUUGUGUAUUUUUUUACAGUGGUAUAAUGUUGUAUGGAAUUGUUCCAUGUCAUGUUUUCUGGACAUCUUAGUUUCUAGAUGGAUUAAAUGGUUGGCAUUGUCUCAGUUCUGAUGAAGUCCAGGUUCAUCAUGUGUGGGUCUUCAGGACGUGCAUAUGCUCCUAGGCUGUGUUGAAAAUCAUGGGUCUUAGAGCUGUGACAGGCAGAGCAGGUUAUCUAGGUCUUGCCUUCCAGUACCAGUUACUGGAGCUGAUAAUUGAUGAAAUGAUGCUGAACCUGUCUGUUUGGGAGAAGGCACAGCUAUUGCUGCUCUGCAGACCCUCCCUAUUCCAGAGGAGGAAAUGAUAAACAGAGCAGGAGCACAAGCUCCCAUUUCUGUCUAGGGGUACUGGAUUGCUGUGGUUUGUACAUCUGUCCCUUCCAGGAAAUAAAGACCUAAUGCCAUGCUAUUCAUCUCACUUCAGUGUAAUACAGAUUUUUUUCAGCAGCUCUGUACUUUCAUAGGGUUAUUAGUGUAUUGAAAGAAUGUGGGAAAAUUGGGAAGGAUGAUGAUUAUGAGUAAGAUAAAUCUGAAAGAAAGAUUGGACAUUUAGGCGCUCACGAGGGAAUGAAAACAUCAAUCAGGUGUGUCCUGGGGCAUAAACAACACAAGAAAGGUUAUGAGUGACAGAUAUGCAAGUGCUUAUAUUUCAGUAUUAAUAUAUCUCUCAGUUCUGGUGAGGCUUCUGGAAGUGAUUUUUAUAUAGCCUGCUGUAGGUAACGACUCUGAUUAUUUGGAUUUGUUCUAUUGAGGGAAAACAUUUUCACUGCAGUGUUCCUAUGGGCAGUUCCUUUUCAAGAGCUGUAUCUUUUCAAAACAAUCUGUAGCCUUAUUUGCUUGAGAGAGAUAAAAUCUUGAAGAAAAGAAAAAAAAUCAGCACUGUUGGAAGUCUCCCUCUUCCUCCUUAAAAAUUAAACAUAAAUAUAUAAAAUGUCGCUUUGAGAGUAGCAGACAAAUUCUUCUUCUAUGUCUGCAUGUACUGUCUAGGUUUUCUGUCUCAUAUAGCUACUACCCUGAUUCCAGAAUGCCUUGUCUUCAGGCACAGAGACUAUUUUUGACACUAGCCUGCCACUGAGCUUGAGGCUGGACUAAGAGCCGCUGAAUGUAUAGAGAGGUUUGGAUUUUCUUUUCUCUUUAAACCCGUUUUCCUGCAGGGCUGGUGGACAGUUACUUGCAGUAAAGCAGCAUGCCCCAAAUCCGUAUUUAUAACCACUCCGUAGUCACUGUGUAGAUGCAAACAGAGAUAGCAGUAGGGAGGAAAGAAACUAAGUUAUUUGAGGCUGAGAAAAACAAUGACAAGCUUCUCUGUGUGUUAUUUCCCUCUGUGGAGGCAGGAUUUUGUGAAGGUGGUUGAGGACAGACAAAACCUAUGAUGAGAAAAAGUUUGAGAAGCCUAGUUCUGGAAGAUCAGAGGGAAAUAAAGCAAAUUCUGUCUAACAAAAUAGCUUUACUCUUAAGAAUUACAGAAAAAUUAUGUUUUCAGCAGUGCUGAAAUAGCUAUUGAUUCUUUCAUAGGUAGAGGACAGUGAAAAACAGGGGAACUGCAUAAAUGGUGUAUUUUGCCUGUUCUUACAUCCCUCCUUAUUCUUGCUGAGCAGAAAGCAAGAUGUUAAAUGAGGCUGAAAAGCUGCAGAGAAGUUCCCAACGCAAAAUCAAACAGAACAACGUCUAGUGUACGAACAUGUAGGAGCCAUGCAAAUAUUGCUUAAUGUACUGUCCUGUCCCCAACCAUUUUCUGAUAUUCUGUUGCCUUUGUAAUUGUAUCAAUUACUCAUCAGCUUUCUUCGGUGUUUCUGUAGGCUCUCUGCUUGGGCCUGCAAGCAUUGUUUUUGCAUAAAGAGCAAAACAUUUCCACCAUGAUUAAAACCAGUUUGACACUAUGGUACUUGCCCAGUGGGAUUAUUCUGCUGCCUAAUGAAUUUUCCAGUGGAGUGCUUUGUUUAAAUUUCCUGGAAUAUUAAUCUUAGUGCAAUUAGCAAUGUUUGCAUCUCUUUCCCAGAGCACUGAACUGAACUCUUCAACCAUGGAGAAAAGCAUUGGAGUGGGAAGAGCGAAGAACAACUACUCUGCUAAUGAAACUGAGUGACACUUUUGUGUUGUUUUUCCCAAAGAAAAUGCCCUACUUUCAUGUGAAAUUGAUAGUAAUAGCAGGAGUGUUUGAAAACAAUGAGUUCUGCCUCCCAAAUCCAGAUCAUCGUCUUACAUAUUUUCAUCAUUAGAGGCUGAGUUGUCAAGAAGGGCCAGAGAGAACUUUAAUUUAAGUAAUUGGCUUGACAGGGUGACAUGGCAAGCUGGGUGGAAGCAGCAAGUGCAGGCAUUUCCUGUCUCAUAGCUAAACUACACACUAACUGUGCAGCUCCUCUGCUUGGGAAAAAAACAGUUUUAGGAUGCAGGUACAAGGAUACUGCAUACAAGGGCCCAUGUGGAAUAUUGUUGAAGUGUACUAAAGAUCCCUACAUCUCAGUGGGCAGACUGGUUAAAGCUCUGAUCUACUUCAGUAGUGACAAUACGUACACUGUGUUUCUGGAUGUUAUGUUCUGGCUUCAUCCGCUACAACCACUUCUGUCUUCUGGGAGGUCAGGGAAGGUUUAAAUUGAACCCUUGAAAAAGGUGGCUUAUCCAUCAUUUAAUUUAGAAAAGCCACAGAGGAUAGAGGAGAAGUGGAUGAAUGGUGCAUGUAUGGUCCUGUGAAGUGUGUUAGCUCUUCAUUGUGUACUUACAUGUUAAACCCUGUCAACACAGCUUCACUUGGAGUACUGUAGCUUCUCCUAUCCUUGGAACCAGGCAGGUGGCUAACUGCUGUCGUUUGCUGAGGGGUGGUGAGAAAUCCCAAAUGCAUUCCCCAGAGCUGUUUUCUGGAGCCCUUCUGUAAAAGAAGAGGGCUCUGUGCUUUACUGAGCACUUUGUGCUUGAGAGAAGGAUUCUACUUCUAGAAGAUCCGUGCUUUAAAUAAAAAUGUCUAGCACAGAUAACAGUUACAAAAUCCUGGAUGGAGUUUGUUCUGUAGUAGAUAAAGCAAACCACUUUCUAUAUGUGGUGUUAGGCCUCUUGCUCUGUUGUGGAAUUUCAUCCUACAAACAUAAGAAGCAAUAGUGUCUGUGCUCUGUGGAGUUGCUAAUGAGACAUGGAAAGCAGGAAGACAAGCUGGGGUGCCCUAAUGAGUCUCUGUUAGCCAAGGCCUCUAGGGAUCUAUGGCAAUGUACCAAAUAAUCAAACUCUAAAGAACUUUGUUUCUCAAAGCAGCCAGCAGCUCGACACAGCAGCUGUGCAGUCACCACAGCAAAGAGACUAAUGGCUGAACAAUUAUGCAGGUGGGUGCAAUGGCACAUUAGACAGGAGAACUGAGUGGGGAAACCCACACAGCUUACUCCUAUCGUAUUUUUGUCUUCAGGACUAGGAGUCUGUGCUUGCCCACAGCAUUAAUAUCUUCCUAAAAUGAAAUGAGGGAGGAGGAUGUAUUUUUGUGUCAACACACUUGCAAAACUGAAAAACAAAUUUUGAAACUGAUGAAACAGUAGCAGAGAGACUUGUCUGCUACAAAUAAUGUAUUUACCUUUGGAGUAGGCAAGUAAGUGAGGACAUAGGAUAUCUGAGAAGUAAUUACAUCCCUGCCCAAAAAUCUUCAUUUGCAGUGGGACUUGAGGGAAUCAAUAUCCCACCCAACUGCUGAGCAGCCUGUAAUAAUAAGCCCCCAAUUGAGAGUGAAUAGAAGCAGCUAGUCAUAAUAGUCUGUACAUCCAUUUUAAGAUAAAGGGAAAAAUAUGUCUUUGUUUCUGAGGCCAAAUGAAAGCAGGGGCCCUUAGUCUGUGGGUUUUUAUUUAUUUUGUCUAUUAUUAGAAGCUUUUAUUUUGCUAGUCUCAAAUAAUUCCAGUUGUUAAUAUCCUCUUCACAUUUCUAUGCAGGCUUCUGAGAGUUAUUAAUUUCAUGUAGCGCUGUCCAUUUAUCCAGUGUAAUUUUACUGAGUUUCCUGUGGCUAAUCACAGAGUAGAAUCUGGAAAAUUACUUUUUUUAAGGAUGAUUUACAUUUGAGGUAAAUAGACCAAAAAUCAGAAUCCCAGUUCAAAAUGCAUCUGUGCUUUUGGAGCAUUCAACGCUCUGGAGAAUUGGAUUUCGUCUGGUUAAUGUGCAGAAAGGAAAAGGGCAGUCAGGUCCCUGGUGAUAAUGUCAGACAUGAGGGUUCUGACGGGCAGAGCUGAGCGGUUCAUUAACUGCUGCUCUGUCCCUCUGAGCCCCACUGGCUUCCUGGACUCAGCCAGGUCCAAGUAUAAGUGAGCUAACCAUCAGGUACAGCAUGUCCCUCCUCAUCUUACAGCUUGCUAAUCCUCAGGGAAACAAGUGCAUUUAUUCCACUCACAGAAGAGGAAGCAGAGAUCCAUAUUCUGUUAGAUCUGUUGUUACUACUACAUUGGUCAGUCACUAUAAGAUCAAGAUAGGGAUGGUUUAACAUAUAGUUAGCCCUUUGCCCCCCAUCUGGGAACAUCCUAAAGGCAUCAAGGCGUCCUGAGGCCUUAAAGUGUCCUAAUGCCUUUAAUCUAACACUGACUUUUUGUGUUUCCUCAUAUAGCCCGUCUUUGCCUUUUACUUUGUCUUUCCAGCUCAAAACAGGGAAGAUGAAGUCGGCCCUAUGCUCUCCCCUGGCCACAUAGAGACCUCCAAACAGCUAGGGACCAACCAUGUCCUCUUUUACUUUGUGGUCCUUCAGGCACAAAGAAAGAAAGUGUCCAAUUGUCCACGCAAUCAGCUCCAGAUGAAUAUGUGCCUUUGCAGAACAAAGUGCAGGGCAGUUUUAUCUCAUUCUGGCCUGUACCAGAACGCUUACACCACGACACAUGACCAGACUUACUUUUGCAGUAAUCUGUUUUGGGAAUUAACACAGCCAAGAACUGGAAAAGAAACCCCUGAUAACACAAGUGUCUAAUCACAACACAUGUCUGAUCAUCUCAAGGAUGUGCCUCUGAAGACAGUUUUGCCUGCGUGACAUAGGCAGACUUGAGCUGUUGGUACCAAGGCAAAUGCCCUUUCACACGAGCACAAAUGGUCUCAUUCUCUUUGGCAGGUCUUGGGACAUUGUGCCACCCAUCCUAUCUUUCCUAUGUAGGUUAGUAAUGAAGAUAUUUUUCAAUUCUAGAAAAUACUCAAAAAGCUUCCUGUGUUAGUAGAAUAAAUAUAAAUUUUACCUUCCAAAGAUAUGCUUAGCCUGCCUGCAAAAGCAAAACCAGCCCAGGUUUCUUAACUGUGGAGUGUUAAUGAGUCAAGUAUCAUCUGUAGAGUAGUGUCACCUCAUUUUAAUCAUCAGCUUUGUGGCAGUAGAUCUCAAAGGGAAUCUUACUGUUGCCCAGAUUUGAAAAGGCUGAGAACAGAAACAAGUUGCAGAAUUACAGACUGUCUCACUACCUAAUCCUUUAGGCCUCAUUCCUCCCCAAAUUACCCUAAUGUGAACCAUCUCUUUAAACCUAUUGUCACCAUCAUAUUGCCUCCAUUUUAUUUCUCCACUUGUCUUCUUUGUAUUCUUUUCUUUCCCUGGUAUCAGAGCAUGUUAUGACUUGGAAGCCAGCAAUGUUCUACAGCCCUUUUUAACCACCUCCUUGACUGACCUUCGCUGAGAGUAGGGUUAGUGAU